Molecule: messenger RNA, 1890 nt
Organism: Trichoderma harzianum CBS 226.95
Lineage: Eukaryota; Fungi; Ascomycota; Sordariomycetes; Hypocreales; Hypocreaceae
Exons: 3
Coding region: 162-1592 (476 amino acids)
Biological process (GO): post-translational protein targeting to membrane, translocation; SRP-dependent cotranslational protein targeting to membrane, translocation
Cellular component (GO): membrane; Sec61 translocon complex
Molecular function (GO): transmembrane protein transporter activity; signal sequence receptor activity; ribosome binding
Source: RefSeq, a predicted model, not a curated record
GCCAGAUCGCAACCUUUCCCCAGCUCCCUUCACCACUUCUCUCAUCGAUUCACCUUUUCUUCUACCCCCGAGCUCAUCCAAGGCUCGACUUUUUCUUCCUUCCUUCUUUUCCUUGGAUGAAUUAGUUUUCCUUCUCUGGUUUUCCCCCUUCAGCCGCCGCCAUGAGUUCUCUACGUUUUCUCGAUCUGGUCAAGCCGUUCGUGCCGUUCCUCCCCGAGGUUCAGCAGCCGGAAACCAAGAUUCCCUUCAACCAGAAGCUGAUGUGGACGGCAUUGACGCUCCUCAUCUUCCUGGUCAUGAGCCAAAUGCCUCUCUACGGCAUUGUCUCCUCCGACAAUUCGGAUCCUCUAUACUGGUUGCGAAUGGUGAUGGCGAGUAAUCGAGGUACUCUGAUGGAAUUGGGUAUCACUCCCAUCAUCUCCUCUGGCAUGGUCUUCCAGCUCCUCGCUGGUACCCACCUCAUUGACGUCAACCUCGACCUCAAGUCGGAUCGCGAACUCUACCAGACUGCCCAGAAGCUCUUUGCCUUCAUCCUGUCUGCCGGUACCGCCACCGUCUACGUCUUCACUGGUCUCUACGGCACUCCCUCCGACCUCGGUGCUGGCAUUGUCUUCCUGCUCAUCCUCCAGCUGGUCGUUGCUGGCAUGAUUGUCAUUCUGCUCGAUGAGCUCCUGCAGAAGGGUUACGGCCUUGGCAGUGGUAUCUCUCUGUUCAUUGCCACCAACAUCUGCGAGUCCAUCAUGUGGAAGGCUUUCUCUCCCACCACCAUCAACACUGGCCGUGGCCCCGAGUUCGAGGGUGCCGUCAUCGCUCUCUUCCACCUCCUGAUGACCUGGCCCAACAAGCAGCGCGCUCUCCAGGAGGCUUUCUACAGGCAAAACCUCCCCAACAUCAUGAACCUUCUCGCCACCAUCCUGGUCUUUGUUGCCAUCAUCUACCUUCAGGGCUUCCGCGUCGAGAUUCCCGUCAAGUCUAACCGCCAGCGUGGUGCCCGAGGCUCAUACCCCGUUCGCCUGUUCUACACCUCCAACAUGCCCAUCAUGCUGCAGUCCGCCCUGUCCUCCAACGUCUUCCUGAUCAGCCAGAUGCUCUACUCUCGCUUCUCCGAGAACCUCCUGGUUCGUCUCUUUGGUGUGUGGGAGGCCAAGGAUGGUACUUCUCAGCUCCACGCUGUCUCCGGUCUUGUCUACUACAUGUCUCCUCCCCUCAACUUCAAGGAUGCUCUCCUCGACCCCAUCCACACCGCCGUCUACAUCAUCUACAUGCUCGGCGCCUGUGCUCUCUUCUCCAAGACCUGGAUUGAGGUUUCCGGCUCCAGCCCCCGUGAUGUUGCCAAGCAGCUCAAGGACCAGGGUCUCGUCAUGGCUGGACACCGUGAUCAGAGCAUGUACAAGGAGCUCAAGCGCAUCAUUCCUACCGCCGCUGCCUUUGGUGGUGCCUGCAUUGGUGCUCUGUCCGUCCUGAGCGACCUUAUGGGGGCUCUUGGCUCUGGUACCGGUACUCUGCUCGCUGUCACUAUCAUCUACGGCUACUUCGAAAUUGCUGCCAAGGAGGGUGAUCUUGCCGGAAUGAAGGGCAUGAUCAUGGGCUAAACGGAAUCUUAUGGGAAGUGGGGGAGCUUUGAUUCUCUAAUAAAAUCUCUUUGAUUUCUACAGUCUUGGUAAAUCCUUGACAGGCAUGGAAAUUGUAGUAAUGUACCAACAGGGGAAUAUCAAUAGGGGAUAAGGAGUAUGAAACAAAAUAUAAAAUGGAACUGUACGAUUGUUUUUUUGUAGGCAACUGGGAGCUAGCAUUGUGAGAGAGAUAUAGGGGCGUCGUGUUUAUAACUACAUGUCUAUGGAUUAAAUAUUCCCAGAAUACCUUCGUUGUGUCCGAGGCAAUACCGUGUAA